Messenger RNA from Canariomyces notabilis, 741 nucleotides. RefSeq lists its product as uncharacterized. The transcript is spliced from 4 exons. Bases 91 to 711 code for a protein of 206 amino acids. NCBI's taxonomy places the organism in Eukaryota, Fungi, Ascomycota, Sordariomycetes, Sordariales, Chaetomiaceae. The record is from RefSeq and is a predicted model, not a curated record.
AUUUGACUAGCUCGCGAAGAGAGCAUUCCAUCGCAUAACUGUCGUUAGUUGCAUAUUGUUUGCUCCGAGUAUCUAUCGCCUCAGCCCACAAUGAAGUUCUCAGUUACUGCCCUGGUUGCCUUUGCAGCCACCGUGCUUGCCCAGCCAAGGUUUACCAACUCGAACUUUGCCGUUGAGGAGAACAAGCCAUUCACUUUGACCUGGUCCGGCGCGGUUGGCCCCGUCACUAUCACACUGAUGACCGGCCCAGCCUCCAACCUGCAGGAGGUCACGGUAAUUACUUCCGGCGAGACGGACAACUCGUUCACCUUUACCCCCAGCGACCUGCCUUCUGGCACUUAUGCCUUCCGGAUCAGCGACUCGACCGACGAGCCCAACUACAGCGAGAGCUUUGAGUACGUCGGCACCGGCGAACCGCUGACCACCACCUCCGUCACGUCGACUGCCACCCGCAGGAGUACUAGCACUUCGGUCACGAGCACCUCGAGUGCCAGCACCACCAGCGAGGCCUCGACUACCACUUUGACCACCACCAGCGCGUCCAACAGCACUAUCACCUCGACAAGUCUCUCGACAACUUUGACCCCGACCACCACCACCACCCGCACGACCCAGACCACCGCCCCCGCCAACUCCAACAACGGCCAGCGCUUCGCUUCGCCCCUCGCCCUCGUCCUGGGCACCGUUGCUGCCCUUCUCUUCUUUAACUAGAGGGGCUGUGAGGUGAUGGGUUUGGCGGGC